AAACUUGAUAACCAUUUUCCUUUUGUCGCAUAAACCAAUUCACCUGCAAUGACCACUCAAGCUUCCACCUUCGCUUUCUCCGUUUCUUCCGUCGCUUCCCCUCUCCGGCGCCGCCGCAAUCCCACCGUCGUACGAGCUCAAGAAAUAAUAUGCUGGUUCUUUCAGUGGAACCAUCGGAUAAAUCCGUUGAAAUUAUGAGGAAGUUCUCAGAGCAAUAUGCCCGGAAAUCUGAAACAUUCUUUUGUGUUGACAAAGGAGUAACUUCUGUUGUUAUCAAGGGGUUGGCUGACCAUAAAGAUUCAUUGGGUGCGCCAUUGUGCCCUUGCCGGCAUUAUGACGAUAAAGCUGCCGAGGCUGCGCAUGGAUUUUGGAAUUGCCCGUGUGUUCCCAUGAGAGAGAGGAAGGAGUGCCAUUGCAUGCUUUUUCUCACUCCUGAUAACGAUUUUGCCGGCAAUGAACAGACUAUCACAUUGGAUGAAAUUAAAGAAUCAACAGCAAAUAUGUAACACAGAUUAUUGUGUAUCAAUAAUGUACUUGUGUUAAUUGUUUCAAUCUGUAUCUUUUGAAAGACAAUGGAAGAGAAAGGUGUAACGAUAUGUAGGUAAUAUAUUUUCUAUUUACCAAAAAUCACAUGUAAUUUUUUCAUCUGUGCUCUUUCUAAAUGGCCUAACUCAUACUGUGACAUAUUCAUUUCACAACUGCAUAAAGCAGGUGUUUAGAAGAGUUACUUCAACUUAUCUUACAAUAUAAAUAUAUGGAAAAGAAAAUGAUAAAAAUAA
Cicer arietinum (chickpea) is the source of this 779-nucleotide messenger RNA. RefSeq names its product ferredoxin-thioredoxin reductase catalytic chain, chloroplastic. Gene Ontology annotation, molecular function: oxidoreductase activity, acting on iron-sulfur proteins as donors. The record is from RefSeq and is a predicted model, not a curated record. NCBI's taxonomy places the organism in Eukaryota, Viridiplantae, Streptophyta, Magnoliopsida, Fabales, Fabaceae.